AUGGGUUCAGAGUGCAAGGAGAGCAGAGAUGUUGACGCAUCUCAACAGGACUCCGCCAGUGUCGCAGAUGUUUCAGUGGAGGUGUCCACGGUGGACCACACGCUAAAGAAGCCGUGCAGGAAGUACAGGAGGACGAGGAGGAAGCCCAAAGGUCUGUCCAGGCUGUGGGCCCACCUGCUGAAUGUCCAGCACUUGGCUGUCAUCAUCACGGCUGUGGUCUUUGUGCUGGUGGUGGUUCUGUGGUCGGUGCUCUGGGUCUUUAUAUUUCGGCACGAAGGCAACAGCGGCGUAUACUUUGCUGGGAUGUUCCGCGUGGCUAACGUGGAGUUCAUCCCGGAAUACCGCCAGGCAGAAUCUCACGAGUUUGUCUCCAUGGCUACGAAAAUACAACAUGUGGUGAGCGGUGUGUACAAGAUGUCCUCAGUGGCUCGCCUAUACAAACACACCAUCAUUUCGGACCUCAGUACUAACAACAAGGGAGGGGUACUGGUGCACUUCUGGAUGGUGUUUGAGGUCCCUCACCUGAAGAGCGUGGCGGUCUGCGAGGAGUGUGUGGGCAUCAUCCUCAGGGACUCGGUCCACACCAACCUGAAGAACCGCUCAUCGGUGGGCUACAUUUUGGGCCUGCCUGUGGACAUCGACUCAAUCCUCGUCAAUGCUGUCCAGCGCUCAGAUUACUCAUUCAAUGCGGCAGGCUCCCAGUGUAUAGACAAACUGUAUGCCAGCCUUCCCGUGGUGAAGGUCCCUUUAAACAUCUUUUCGUCAUGGGGUGGUGUGCGAUGCCACGUAAAGCUCACCGCCAUGCCCGGUUUUCUCAUCCGGCUGACCGUCGCCUACUUCCAAAUCGAGCCCAGUGACUGCGUUCGCGACGCCCUGACAGUGUACGACGCUCUUCUGCCCAUGAGGGGGAGAGUUCUGCACAGGUUGUGUGCGCCUGUUUCCAGCUCCAUCUCCCUUGUGUCCACCUCCAACGUCAUGCUGCUGUCGUUCACCCUGACCAGCGGACACAAGAGCUUCAGAGGACACUUUGAAGCCAUCACACAGGAGCUGCGCGUAUCUCACAUCGCAUCGCAACCGCACGUGACCGGCCAGAUUUACAGCCCCUUCCACCCCAGCCUCAUGCCCCCCCACUGCUUUUGCACUUGGAUCUUUCAGACGCCUGACGCCGCUUUGGGGGUUGCACUGCAGCUCCACAACUAUGUGCUGAAACCAAAAGACAUGAAGGGCUGCGAGCACGGAUGGUGGAGGGUCAACGAAGUUAUUUUCUGUGGCACCUACGUGGGACACGAGAGCGUGUUUCGCAUCGCCGAGCGCAGCGCCGAGGUGGAGUUUCGCUGCACCUCACAAAGCGCUGCGCAACCUUUCCGGGCGUCGUACAGCAGCUACAACAUCAGCCAACCCUGUCCGGAAAAUCACUUCCUCUGCUCCACGGGACUCUGCGUGGACAAACGUCGACGCUGCGACGGGCUGGACGACUGCCAGGAUGAGAGCGACGAGGUCUUCUGCUCAAGACCCAACAAGAAGUGUGAAGGCAGCAGCCCUCUGCAUCCUCUGUUUGUCUGCAACGGCGAGAUGGACUGCGCCAACGGAUUGGAUGAAACCAACUGCACACAGGAAACGAGCUGCUCAGCCGUCAGCUAUCGCUGCCGCAGCGGCUCGUGCAUCCGGAAAAAGAACGCCAGGUGCGACGACGUCGCCGACUGUCAGGACGGCAGCGAUGAACGCGACUGUGCUUGCGGGCUCCCCGUCCCCCCCGUCGCCCCCGGGGCCCCUCGCAUCGUGGGCGGCGCUGACUCCGAGGAGGGCGAGUGGCCUUGGCAGGUCAGCCUGCACUUCUCGGGUCACCUGAUCUGCGGCGCCUCCGUGCUCUCGUCCGAUUGGCUGGUCUCGGCGGCGCACUGCUUCGGCAAAGACAGGCUGUCCGACCCGCAGCGCUGGCGGGCCCACCUGGGCGCGUUGACGCAGGGCAGCCCCGGGCACGUGGCGGAGAUCCAGCGCAUUGUGGUGCACGAGUACUACGAUCCCCAAACGCUGGACUACGACGUGGCGCUGCUGCGGCUCAAGAGGGCGUGGCCGGCCUCGCUGGGCCCCCUGGUGGCGCCCGUGUGCCUGCCCGGCGCUUCGCACGCCGUCACUGCUCGACACCGCUGCUGGGUGACGGGGUGGGGACAUCGCUCUGAGGAAGACAAGUCGCUGCCGUCCGUGCUGCAGAAGGCGCAGGUGUCCGUCAUGAGCCAGACGGAGUGCAAGAAGACUUACGGUCCCGUGUCCCCCCGCAUGCUGUGCGCGGGGGUCCCGUCGGGGGAGCGGGAUGCCUGCAGGGGGGAUUCGGGCGGGCCUUUAUCCUGCCGGGCGCCGGGCAGGGGUCGCUGGUUCCUGAUCGGCAUCGUCAGCUGGGGGUCGGGCUGCGGCAGACCGCACCUGCCGGGGGUCUACGCCCGGGUCACCAAGUUCACCUCGUGGAUCUACGACCAUAUCAGAAUGAAAAAGGGGGUUGGAUUUCGGUGGUGGGGGGCGGGUGGGGGUGGGGGGGGUUCUCGCACGCUCUUCCUCUCGAUCGCUUCUCCGGCUGAGUGGGACUCCGCCAUGAGGAGGGAAAGCUGCCAGGUGUACUGCAUCUUCGGGCAUGGACGCUCCAGCUCCUCCGAGGUCCAGAAGGAAGAAGAGACCUUGAAGGAGCCCGCCCAGUUUCCGAGCUCCGCUAAAGAGGAGCAAGUUCCACCUGCCAAACGUGGUUCCCGGGUGAGAUGGGCACUAGGGAUCCUGCCCGUUGUUUCCUGCGCCGCUACCAUCGCUUUAGCCACCCACUACUUGAUGCCAGCCCCGUCCUCCUCGAUGUUCUUCCUGGCAUGCAGCGUGGAGUUCCCUAACUUGAGCUUCUCUGCGGAGCUCGCCGACGGCUCCUCGGCGCAGUUCCGCCUGCAGGCUGGGGCUUUAAAGCCUUACUUCUCAGAAGUCUACAAGUCCUCCCCGUGGAGCUCCUACUACCUGCGCUCAGGGAUUGUCGCCUUCAGUGAAGGCAUAGAAGGCCUCAACGUGUUCUACUGGAGUCAAUUCUCUGCCCCGGACCACGUCGCCAUGGCGAUACAACGGUCCAGCCCGGAGAGGCUGCAGCGUAGACAUCCGGGCGGCAACAAGGUUCUGCGGGGCGACGGACGCGAGCAGCGCUACUACUUGGAGCACGACGACGUCACGCUCCAUCUACUGGGUUUGGAUCCGGACGAAUGGGAAGAAAAUUCCGACAAGCUUAAGAAUCCAAACAGCCUCCAGAGUGGAAAGUGGCAGCUCGGCUUCCAAGUGGUGUCCGUCGACCUGUACGCUAAACACGGCGUGAACCGCACCCUCGUUCUGAUGAGUCCCAAGAAGCUGUACUACCAGUGGCGCCUUCGCGUGCCGUCGGGCCACGCGGUCCGCCUGGUGGUCCUCGCGCUGCACGGCGGCGCCGCGCCGGGAAGCUGCGGCGCUCACAAGCUGUCGGCCUACGACUUCCUGCUUCCUUUGCAGAAUAAGAUCAUCGCCAGGUGGUGCGGGCUGCCCGUGCCGCAGGGCUCCUCGCCCGCCACGGGCCUGACGUCCUCGGGGAACGUCAUGCUGCUCACCUUCUCCUUCAGCCGGCAGAGGGAGGGAGCCGUCUUCAAGGCCUACUUUCAGGCUGUGCCCAAAGCACGUUGUGGAGGGUCACUGUCCUCUUGGAAUGGCUCCGUUUCCUCCCCUUACCACCCCUCUCACUAUCCUCCUAAUAUAGACUGCAGGUGGACAUUACGAGCACCGUUGCCCGGGUACCUGAUCUCCGUGACGAUGGUGACGCUUGACAUCCAGCCGUCGUCGGACGGCUGCGAGAAAGACUGGCUCGACGUCGGCGGCGUCAAGAUGUGCAACCAGGUGUCGGGCAGCGGCAGAGGGCGUGUCUACUCGUCUCCGCUCUCCAUCCACUUCCACUCGGACGGCGCCCUGACUCGCCGGGGCUUCGAUCUGCGCUACCGGGCCUUCUCGCCGGAGGCUUCCUGCUCGCCACGUCGGUUUGGCUGCGGCGACGGCGGCUGCAUCCCUUUAAGGAAAGUGUGCGACGGCGUCAGGGACUGCGAGGAUGGACGCGACGAGGCCAAAUGCUCACCAUGCAGGCCUGGCGAGGUGUUGUGCGGUAACGGACAGUGCAAAGCUCAAAGCGGCCAGUGUGGCGUGUGCGCAGACAGCGGCGAAGACAGCGGAUGCAGAAGUAAAUGUUACCACACGUGUGCGAAAAAAGUGUGCGUGCCCAAGUCUUCAGUGUGCGAUGGCGUUGUGGACUGUGCAGACCGCAGCGAUGAAGUAAACUGCACCCGAGCACGUGAGCAUAUUAUUAAUAACAGUCUAUUUUUUGUAACACUGUUAGACGUAUUCAGUGUAAUCUUCGUGCCUCCCGCAGACCUCAAAGGUUGCCCUUCAUCCUCUUACAAAUGCGGCAACGGAAAGUGCGCGAGCAAACUCAACCCCGAGUGUGACGGACUCAAAGACUGCCAGGACGGGUCUGAUGAGCUGCGGUGCGGUUGCGGCGUCCGGGCCCGGAAGAGGCCCAGGAUCGUGGGGGGCGCCGACGCGCCCCCGGGCUCGUGGCCGUGGCAGGUGAGCCUCCAGAUGGAACGUUACGGUCACGUCUGCGGCGCCACCCUGCUCGCCGCGCGCUGGCUCGUCUCGGCGGCGCACUGUUUCCAAGACUCGGACGCCAUCAAGUAUUCGGAUCCGCGCGCUUGGCGGGCCUACAUAGGGAUGCGCUUGAUGGCGGCGGGCAAGAACGCCGCCGCCGCCGCCGCCGCCGGCAGGCCCUUGCGCCGGAUCGUCCCGCACCCCGCCUACGAGCGGCUCACGUCCGACUACGACAUCGCCCUGGUGGAGCUGGGCGCCCCCGUCUUUUUCAACGAGCUUGUGCAGCCGGUGUGUGUGCCCGCACCCUCGCACGCCUUCGCCAUCGGGACCAGCUGCUACGUCACCGGCUGGGGCGUCCUCACGGAGGACGCGGGGGAACGCUCUUCAUUUUUCUUCCAAACUGUUUCUAUUUGGGUGUGUGUUUUGGCGGCAGGGGAGCUGGCGUCUCGCUUGCAGGAAGCCUCGGUGCGGAUCAUCAACAGGAACACCUGCAACGAGCUCUACGACGACGCCGUCACUCCCAGAAUGCUUUGCGCGGGGAACCUGCAGGGCGGGGUGGACGCCUGCCAGGGUGACUCUGGGGGUCCGCUGGUGUGUCAGGAGCACGGGCGGCGCUGGUUCCUGGCGGGCAUCGUGAGCUGGGGCGAGGGCUGCGCCAGGCAGAACCGUCCCGGCGUCUACACGAAGGUGGUCAAAUUUGCCGAGUGGAUCCACGGGCAGACCCGAGGUCAGGUGUGAUUGGCCCAACAAAGGACCAA
This is a messenger RNA of Phycodurus eques (leafy seadragon), 5381 nucleotides long. RefSeq lists its product as uncharacterized. Lineage: Eukaryota; Metazoa; Chordata; Actinopteri; Syngnathiformes; Syngnathidae. The record is from RefSeq and is a predicted model, not a curated record. Gene Ontology annotation, biological process: proteolysis; acrosome reaction. Gene Ontology annotation, molecular function: protein binding; serine-type endopeptidase activity.